Messenger RNA from Raphanus sativus (radish), 1083 nucleotides. Its product is annotated as peptide methionine sulfoxide reductase A5. Gene Ontology annotation, cellular component: cytoplasm. NCBI's taxonomy places the organism in Eukaryota, Viridiplantae, Streptophyta, Magnoliopsida, Brassicales, Brassicaceae. The record is from RefSeq and is a predicted model, not a curated record. Gene Ontology annotation, molecular function: peptide-methionine (S)-S-oxide reductase activity. Gene Ontology annotation, biological process: cellular response to oxidative stress. The coding region runs from base 122 to 853 and encodes 243 amino acids. The transcript has 4 exons.
UAAGUUGCAGUGGAGGUGGAGCCUGUGGGAGUGACUUUUGAGCGAGUCAACAAGGCUUUUUUUAUUUCAUAUGAAGAGGUUGUUCGUUCCCUUUGUUCAUUAGCCGACGACGGACUCUGUAAUGGCUUCCUUCAUUCCUCUCGCAAUCCUCUUCUUCUCCAUCUCUCUGCUCGACAAGACUGCAUCCAUCAGAAUAUCGAAUCAGAUCUCAGAUGCCGUCGUCGAUUCGCCGGAUCGCCCCUUGAAAUCGGCGGUUUUCGCUCUCGGGAGCUUCUGGCGAUCCGAGGCGGCCUUCGGCUGCAUCGACGGCGUCGUGCGAACAACAUCCGGUUACUCCGGCGGAACGAAGACGAAUCCCGAGUAUAGAAAGUUGGGUGAUCACGCCGAGUCUGUUCAGGUUGAAUAUGAUCCAAGUAUAGUUGGUUAUCGUCAGCUCUUAGAUGUGUUCUGGUCUAAUCAUGAUUCCAGACAAGUCUUUGGACAAGGCCCUGAUGUCGGUAAUCAAUACAGAUCUUGUAUUUUCACUAAUUCGACGGAAGAGUUGAGGCUGGCUACUAUUAGCAAAGAAAGAGAGCAGCUUAAAUCAAGAAGCAGUAUCGUCACUACCCAAAUUCAACAGCUGGGAACGUUUUAUCGCGCAGAGCCUGACCAUCAGAAGUUUGAGCUGAAACAGCAUCCGUUCCUUCUUCAGCUAAUAGGAAACAUGGCGGAAGAAGAGCUCGAGAGAUCAGCUCUAGCCACUAAGCUAAACGGUUAUGCAGCUGAGCUCUGCCCACCAAGACUCCAGAAACAUAUCGACUCUAGAGUAAACGAGAUCAUUAGAAAAGGUUGGCCGGUCUUGAAAGACAUCUAAUAUAUAUGUCAACUGAUUCUCCUCGUCUUGGUUUCGAUUGAUAAUAGUAUCUCAAAUGUAAGUUUUUGUUCAUUCUUUUAUCUAGGAAUACUGGUCGUAUACUCAUCCCAGCAAUAUUUGCAUGUUUUCUCUUCCUCAUCACUCGCAUAGAAUAAGCUUCUUUGUUCCCCUGUAAACAUAUUAUUUGGAAUUUCAUCUUUUAUCUUAUUAAAAUAUUAUUUGAAAUUUUA